Pyricularia oryzae 70-15 is the source of this 2463-nucleotide messenger RNA. RefSeq lists its product as uncharacterized. Lineage: Eukaryota; Fungi; Ascomycota; Sordariomycetes; Magnaporthales; Pyriculariaceae. The record is from RefSeq and is a predicted model, not a curated record. Bases 1 to 2463 code for a protein of 820 amino acids. Gene Ontology annotation, biological process: cristae formation. The transcript has 2 exons.
AUGAACAAAUUCUUCCCAGGGCGGCGCUCUACUCACGCGCGUCGUUCAGGCGCCUUCAACGACCAGGAUGUGACUGAUUUAUUCAACCACUUCAACCAGAACAACAACCACCUGCAACCCGCUGCCCGCAGCUUACGCUCUGCCAAUUCGCGCUACUCGCUCAAUGAACAGUUUGCAGCCACGCGUAAGGAAUACGAGUUUGGAUUCGACGAUGCUGCCUCUUCCUUUAUGGAUCUCAGUAUAUACGCCCCGGAAAGCCAGGGCCACGAUGUAGAAGGUUCCGGGGUUGCCGAGGAGCAGCUUCACAUCAGCCGGGACCAUUUCGAACUGCUUUGCAUUCCUCGACAUGCGCUGACCAGGGAGCAAGUCCGCCGCGCCUACUUUCGCCUCUUUAGGCUGCUCGACUCGGAGUCGCAGCCAAAGCAGAUGCGAGCCGCAGCUGCCGUCUACAUGGCCGACGUUCAGGAUGCCUUUGAAACCCUGGUGGAGGACGCAAGGCGGGAGAGGUAUCUGGAGGAUCUGCUGGCCGAGGAGGACGGUCAGGAAAGCGACGAGGCCGACAGGUCGGAGACCGAUGCGGUGGGCGCGCCAAGGCGGUAUUCGAUUCUACCAGCGGCGCUUUUCCCAUACUCGACGGACCUCGGCGUCAGGUUCAUCGCGGAGAGAAACCGACCCUCACCUCGGCAGCCUGGGUCGGCUCAGAUGCUGUCCUCAGUCAUGCCUAUGGACUUUUGCAUUGGCCACUCAACAUCGGUACCACUGCCAACGCUCGGUCGUCUCUUGGCCACGGGCAUCCGCCGUAUACAGGCCGCCGCUCACCCCAAGUCCUUGCAAGUCACUGAUCAAGAAAAGCCGCCCAAAAUCGCCCCGAUACUCGGGACCGCCCCUGUGCUUACGCUUACAGCUGCGUCAUAUGGCCUCGCUCGUGAUUUGACCACCGUAUCUCCUGCGCUACUCACCGACCGCUACCAACCCAUCCUCCCAGAAGCCCUGCCACGGCACCGCAUGGCCCAGCUACUCGGUAAUCGACCUUCACCCCUAGUCAACCUUCGCCUCAAGCAAGACCUCUUUUUGGACAAGGGCGUCAACAACGGCGGCCCGAGUGCCGUCGUGGAGUUAGAAUCCGAGAUAUUCCCUCAGCCAUCCCUGACGGGACGCCUUGCGCGCACCAUCCAUCCCAAGGGCCACGCACAGCCGUUAGAUCUGGAGUUGAUGGUCAGCACCACGCCGACCGCUCUAUCGCUGCGCCCACCUAGGGCAGGCGUUGCACUCUCGAGAAGACUCGGAUCCGGGACCGGAUUUCUGUGCGCAGACAGUGGCGAUUUGUUUCGGCGUUCUCAGGCCAGAGCGAUCGACGAGGCCACCACCUGCGCUGGAUUCCCGCAGUUUUCAAAAGAGCACAUCGGCAGGAAAUCCAUCCUGUCCUCAAUCAUCUCCCCACUGUUGUUUCUACACACAGAGCCCACCGUUGAGAUAGGCUACACGAGCCUCGCAACAGGGAACAUAGGCCUCCUCGGAGCAGCAGGCAGACCCGUUCUGGCCCCCGCUGACAGAGGAAUCAAGGGUCUGGACCUAGAAACGAGCGACCUCGGCGCAAGCAGCAGAGGGUCGUGGACCGUCUCCGCGGCCGCCAGCUCCGGUCACGCUGCGGGCUAUCUCCGUUACGGGCUGGAUCUGGUGUUGGCACUGCCGCAGGCGUUCAAGUCCCGCCUCCCCUUCAGACCGAGCGCCUACCACGUCGAGGUCGAACUCUGCACGGUCCGGUACCUCGCGGUCCGCGCCCUGCGCCGCACUUCACAACGGUCGAGCGUCGGCUUCGAGGUUGGCCUGUCGCCCGCCAGCCUCCACUUGAGUCUGUACUGGUCGCGCCUGGCCCAGCGCCUCAGGCUACCCAUCCUACUACGCUCGGGCAGCGGCAGCGCCGCGUCGAGGAAGGCGGUGUUUUGGGCCGUCGUCCUGCCCAUGUUUGCUCUCGCGGCUCUGGACUUGGCCCGCAAGAAGCCGCAGAAGCGCGGCGUCGCCGCCACCGCCGACUCGAUCGCCCGUCGCCGCGCUGAGGCGGACGAGCUGACGGCUGUCUUGGCCACGGGCACUCAGGCCCGACAGACGGCCGAGCGGAUGCGCGGGGGCCUGGUCAUUUUGGCCGCAAAGUACGGAGUGCCGGGCUCGAGGUAUUCGGGCAUGACCGUCUUCAACUCCGAAUACGAGGUGGCCGACGUCACCAUUGCCGUUGCGGCCUUGGUCGUCAGCGCGGACCAGGAUGACAAGGCCGGGUCCUUGCACAUCCCCCAGGGCUUACGCAAGAGCAGGCUCGUUGGGUUCUGGGAUCCAGCCCCGGGCCAGACAAAGGUGCUCCAGGUCAAAUAUGUCUAUUGCGGAAAGGAGGGCAUUGUGGAAGUUCCUGGGCGGGAUGAGUUGAGGUUACCUCCUGUCGUGGUUGAUGAGAAAGGCAGUGUGAGCUGA